AUGGUCAGGGCAGCACCGUCCGCGCUCGAUGCUACAGCGUUCGGCAACGCCGACCCGUCAGCCCAGCCUCGCCCGCACAAGCGCCAGCGGACGUCGACCUCGCUCCCGACUGCGAGCGACCUCUUCGUUCCUCGCCUCCCAGGUCUCCCCCCGGGUGCGCAACUACCCCUGUUCGCCGGCCUCCUCCCCUCUGCUCCCCCACCUUCAACCUCGGACGCCCAGCUCUACUUCCUCCUCGCGCGCAACAAGCACAUCCCCAGGCGCGAGCGCCUCGUCAUCUGGCUCAACGGCGGCCCCGGAUGCUCCUCGUUCGACGGCGCCCUCAUCGAGCUCGGCCCGGUCAAGGUCAACAAGGACGCCGAGACGCUGAACCUGGUCGAGUCGACAGCGUGGAACGAGUACGCCAACGUGCUCUUCUUGGAUCAACCGGCCGGCACCGGCUUCUCUUUCGUCACCAAGGGCGACGACGUCCGAGAGCUGCCCGCGGCGGCAGAGCAAGUCGUCAUGUUCCUCGCCAACUUCUACAAGGUCUUUCCCGAGUUUUCGAACAUGGAUACCUUCCUCGCCGGCGAGUCGUACGCCGGGCAGUACAUCCCCUACAUCGCCGACGCCAUCGACAAGACGAUGCUCCUCCCGACUCGACUCAAGGGCCUCCUCAUCGGCAACGGCUGGAUCUCGCCGCGCGAGCAGUACCCGGCCUACCUCACCUACCUCGAGCGCAACGGCUUCCUCCGCAAGGGCACCCAGGCGCACCGCAACGUCCUCGCCGCGACCGAGAAGUGCAACGCGACGCUCGCUGCCAUGGACGCCCGAGGCGCUGGCGGCAAGGGCAUGGUGCUCGUGCCCGACUGCGAGGCCAUCCUGAGCGUCAUGAGCGCGGCGACGAUGAAGGACGGCAAGUGCCUCAACUCGUACGACACGAGGGAGUACUUUGCGUGCGGCACGCCGUGGCCGCACGAGCUCGCCGAGGUGACCAAGUACCUGCACCGCCAAGACGUCAUCGCCGCCCUGCACGCCACGACGGUCCCGCACAAGUGGGCCCACUGCUCGCAGCCCGUCGCGAGCAAGUUCUGGACGCCCAACUCGGCGCCCUCGGUCGCGCUCCUGCCUGAACUGCUCGCCAAGAUGCCUGUCCUCCUGUACGCCGGCGACCAGGACCUCAUGUGCGCCGGGAUCGGGAUCGAGGCGGCGGUCGCGCAGCUCGAGUGGAACGGCGACAAGGGCUUUGGCGAUGCCGAGGUGCUCGAGUGGACCGUCGGCGAGGAGAAAGCCGGGAGGUGGACGACGGCGCGCAACUUGACCUACGUCGAGUUCAGCAACUCGAGCCACAUGGUUCCGCUCGACAAGCCGCUCGCCGCGCACGACAUGCUCCUCCGCUUCAUGCAGGUCGACACGCUGCACUCGGCCGGCUCAGCUGCGCGCAUCCCCUCGCGCGUUGGGUCCGAAGCCGCGACGAUCCUCGGCGCGACGCACCCGAACGGCUCGACGCUCGCCGGCGCCCUCGACGCCCUCUCGCCCGGGUCGUCGUCGUCGUCCUCAUCCCUCGACCUCGACGCCGACCUCGACGGCUCGUCCUCGCCCCUGAGCGGCGACAAGGACGCGCUCGCGCACGGCGGCUUCGACAUCGAGCACGAGCGCACGUACGGGCCCCGGCGCACGGCGGCGCUCGUCGUCCUGCUCGCGCUCGUCGGCGGGCUCGUGUGGGGCGUCGUGCACUGGCGCAAGGCGCGCAGGAGGGAGCGGUACCGCCGCGCCAAGGGCAAGGGGCGGGCGAUCCGGCUCGAGGAGCGGCGCGCGGGUCAGCGAGGCGCCGAGGACGAGGACGAGGGCGACGAGGAGGUCGGCGAGGGAGGGUACCGCGACGCGGCGGGGCGGGACGGGCGCAGGGGCGAGGACGCAGAGACGGUCGCCGUCUUUGACGUCGGCGAGGACGACGAGUCGGACGAGGAGGACGGGCGAGACGGUGCGGACAAGGCGCAGCGACGGCGCAGGGAUGACCCCGAGGCGUGGGGCGACCUGGGGAGGACGCCCGACCCGAAGCAGGACCUCGUCUGGGGCGGGAGGACGAGCUGAGCGGUGGGAGCUGAGAGGGCUCGUCGUGCAACCUCUCGGCCCGCCCAUUCCCUCUCAGUCUCUGCGAGCAGAAAGCGAGACGAGAACGAGCGCAGGCGAGGCAAAGACUAAGAUUUGGCGCUU
Messenger RNA from Rhodotorula graminis WP1, 2196 nucleotides. RefSeq lists its product as uncharacterized. Gene Ontology annotation, cellular component: trans-Golgi network. NCBI's taxonomy places the organism in Eukaryota, Fungi, Basidiomycota, Microbotryomycetes, Sporidiobolales, Sporidiobolaceae. The coding region runs from base 1 to 2073 and encodes 690 amino acids. The record is from RefSeq and is a predicted model, not a curated record. Gene Ontology annotation, biological process: proteolysis; apoptotic process. The transcript has 10 exons. Gene Ontology annotation, molecular function: serine-type carboxypeptidase activity.